UUCUAAUUCUUCCAGGAAAAACCCGUUGCCAACCCUGAAGUGGCGAGGAUGCCGGCUGGGCGGACAUUGCCUUUCUUCUGUGAACGUUUGGCUGUUUUUGAUCCCGUUCCUUCGUCCGGAUGGCGUUCCCGGUCUUCUACUCCUGGUGGCACAAUUCGAACCCGGGCUGCAUUGCGCCCAUCCCCAUGGUAGAGGCCUCCCCGGUGCCCCAGGAAGAGUUCGUGGAUUACAAGGCCGAGGAGAUGGAUGAGGAGGGCCUGUGCUGGUGGACGGGGGAACUCAUGCUCUAUUACUGCCUGGUGGCUACUCUUGUGAGGAUGAUCUACAUCGGCUUCGAAAUGAUUUACAGGAAAAAAUACUGUAAACAAAUAAGUAAACCAAUAUCAUGCAACGUCCAGAAAAUUGACAAAGGAUGCCGUUGCGAGUGCGAGGCCACUUUGGCCUUCUGCAGCCUCUUCAAGAAGCUCUUUGGUGGACAGCAGAGCAACGAUCUUUGCUCCUGCCGUUGCGUAAGGAAGCGAAUCAAGGCCUGCACCUCCAGCCUCGUCCCGCCGGCCUUCUCCGACUGCAUCUCCUCAGAAACGGAAGUCUCCCGGAAGUCCUCCCAGAAGAAGCGCUGGAGCCGGGCGAAGGAGGAGCAGGACCACAGCGGCGGAAGCAUCUCCAGCCGGAAGUCCCACAAGGCCGAGAACAAGCCCAAGGCCCAACGGGAGACCUGGGUCCGGCAGAAGGAGUGCCCACGCUGCAAAGCCCGGCGGACCCGGGAGUGGCUCGCUCAGCACUUCUUCGACCAGGAGUAGUUUGCUUUCACUGCUUCCGAGUCUCUCUUUCCACGUUGUGCCAUUCUUGCACUCUUGUGGCUUCUUCCCUACACAUUCCUGGGAUCUGUGGUUGCCAAACUGCAAAUUCCCAGGACACGAUAGAAGCAGAUUAAAUUGGGAGCGGUGUUUCAAAGUGCAACAGUUUGAUAAUGUGGAAGAGACAACAACAACAACAACAACAACCGAAAGAGCAUCACUUAUGCCCCACAAAGAAGCAGCGGCAUAUCUGCGGAUGGUGAAGACACUGACAUUUACAAUAAACAGAUCUGGACCUUGA
Messenger RNA from Anolis carolinensis (green anole), 1098 nucleotides. RefSeq lists its product as uncharacterized. The transcript is spliced from 3 exons. The coding region runs from base 120 to 800 and encodes 226 amino acids. The record is from RefSeq and is a predicted model, not a curated record. Lineage: Eukaryota; Metazoa; Chordata; Lepidosauria; Squamata; Anolidae.